GGUAGGACGCGAAAUUAUGUGAGGAUAUGGAGUGCAUGUGGCUCACAAGCUAUCACACUUUAUUUAUUUAUGGUGCACUGAUUUCGGAAAAUAUUUUCAAAGGCCUUCUGAUUCAUUAUUAUGCAUAAACUAUUGAUAAACCUUCAAUCGACUGUCAGAGUUCUUCUAACAAGUACGUAUGAGAACCCAAAAUAAUGGAUUCCCAUUGUUAUAUAAAGCCUGGCUAUGUUACGUCAAAGGUGGUUACUAAUAAUUCAUCAAUUUUCCUUAAUUCACGACUGGUUAGUGAUGUGAUUUCACACCAGUUAAAUAUUACACCGUGCUCAUUAGUUUCAAGAAAGUGAAUACAUAGUUCGGUCGGACUAUAACUAAAUAUUUACUUAGGCUGAACUAGGACCGUUUCAUCGUUCCCUUGUAGAAUAUAUUUCCUUGUGAUGAAAUAAAAAUGCAGCAGCAAGUCCCACCGUUGGCUCUGUUGAUAAGUUCGUUGGCAUAUUUCUACAAUUCCGUAAACGACGUUGUUCCUCCAGUGUUUCGUGGUCCUUUGAGAAGCGGUUUAAUCUUGGACAGGAGUACAAUAUUAAGUGAAACAACGUAUGGCUCACUUAAAGGAUUAAAAGAAGUUUCCAGAAAUGGAAGAAGAUACUUUAGUUUCAGAGGUAUCCCAUAUGCAGCUCCGCCCGUCCACAACCUACGAUUUGAGCCUCCAGAGCCCCCUCAAUCGUGGAGUAAAGUCCGAGACGCCACGCGGUAUGGAGCUGAAUGUCUUCAAAUGAACAUCAUUACUCGCAUGACAAUUUCUGGAAAUGAGGAUUGUUUAUUCCUAAACGUUUUCACCCACAGGAUUUCUAGCAGAAAAGGAAGAUCUCAGCUUCACAAAAGACAAUUGGAUCCUGUGAUUGUUUUCAUCCAUGGAGGUAUUUUCAUGAGCGGUGGUUCAAAUAUUUACCGACCAAAAUAUUUCAUGGAUGAAGAUGUAGUACUUGUCACAUUAAACUAUCGUCUUGCAUCGUUCGGUUUCCUUAAUACUGGAGAUGGUGUGAUAGCUGGGAACAUGGGAUUGAAGGAUCAAACAAUGGCUCUGAGAUGGGUGUCAGAAAAUAUAGCCCAAUUCGGGGGAGAUCCUGGAAGGGUGACCCUCAUGGGCGAGUCAGCGGGUGCGGCUGCAGUUCAUUGCCAUAUGCUUUCUCCACUCUCCAAAGGUCUGUUUCACAGGGCCAUCAGCAUGUCUGGUACGGCGAUAUCACCGUGGGCAUUAAUCGAAAAUCCCCAUUUACAAGCCAUGGAAUUUGCAAAUGAUCUUGACUGUCCCACUGACAAUAUAACAAUGAUGGUCGCUUGCCUAAAAUCUCUGGAUGCUAAUAGAAUUACAAGAGUUCAUUUUGGAUACAUCAAUAAUCUUGCCAACAACAAGAGAUCAGUGUACGGACCAACGGUAGAAAGUGCCAUAAAAAAUGCGUUCCUUCCGGCCGAGCCUAUUCAUUUGCUAAAGGCAGGGAAAAUUCCUUCCUCAGUUCCAUGGAUGACGGGAGUCAAUUCAGAAGAAGGAUUGGUUUACCUCAUACCAAUAAUUAGAAAUGCGACAAUGAACCGGCUGGUCAAUUCAGGAUGGGAUCAAAUGGCUGCCAAAUUUUUGAACCUUCACCCCUCAGAAGUUAACCCAACGUUACUCAAAGAUAUUAAGCAGUUUUAUCUGAACAACUCUGAAAUUAACCUGCAAACCAUCAAAAUGUCAGCGAAUAUGAUUUCUGACCGAGCAUUUUUCUUGGAUAACCAUGACGCGGCGGUAUUGCACUCUCGAGUGGCGAAUGUGUACCCUUAUUACUACACGUAUAGCGGGAGAUAUGCCAUGGCCAAGUUGCUCUUUGUAAAAAGCCAACUUCCGUUCCGGCUUCCAGAUCGAUACGAUUUUGCGAUUGGGACCCUUAGCAGUUGGUUCCUCGAAUACGUUCUGCGCAUAAAAGAGCCAAACUAUGUGGGAAUUGGACACUCGGACGAAAUGGUUUUGUUCUUUAACACUCCUUUCAUAAGACGGGAAAUUGUUCCCGAAGACGAAGAUUAUGUCUUUUCAAAGGCAUUAAUCAGUUUGUGGGUGACAUUUGCAGAGACUGGUGUGCCAAAUACAAAAAUUCUUCAUAUCCCUCCGUGGAAUCCAAUACGCAAUGUGGCUUCCGGAAAUCACACACUUUCGCGAUAUCACCUUGAUAUUGAACCCCGAAUGGGUCAAGAACCAUUUUUUGAGCGAUUAAAAUUUUGGAAAGCACGCAACAUUUCGUAUAUUAACUAAAUGACUAGGUCAUCAUUAUGUUAUUUAAUUACUACAGUAUUAUGAAUUGAUUGGCGGAAUCGGUACAUUGUUCCUCUUAACGCAUAAUUAUUAUUUCAAAUGAGAAAUACCUAUUUUAGAUUAUAUCACUCGCCAAUGCAAUUUAAUAUUUAAAUAGUAAUACAGGAAUAUGAAUUGAAUUGUGUACCGACAUGUGCGAUCCCGUGGUUGACCUAAAUGUUAUCCAAUUAAUAAAAAUAAGAUAAACAAAAGUUUCAAUAAAAAAACAAAGGUCAUUGAA
Messenger RNA from Folsomia candida, 2567 nucleotides. Its product is annotated as venom carboxylesterase-6. The transcript has 15 exons. The record is from RefSeq and is a predicted model, not a curated record. The coding region runs from base 446 to 2287 and encodes 613 amino acids. Lineage: Eukaryota; Metazoa; Arthropoda; Collembola; Entomobryomorpha; Isotomidae.